Sesamum indicum (sesame) is the source of this 707-nucleotide messenger RNA. RefSeq names its product large ribosomal subunit protein eL34. Gene Ontology annotation, cellular component: ribosome. The record is from RefSeq and is a predicted model, not a curated record. Gene Ontology annotation, biological process: translation. Gene Ontology annotation, molecular function: structural constituent of ribosome. Lineage: Eukaryota; Viridiplantae; Streptophyta; Magnoliopsida; Lamiales; Pedaliaceae.
CUCCCUCGCAAUUGCAAGCUUCUUCUCUGCCUCAGCCACCCAAAAGCCAAGAACUCGAGAAUCCGAGAAUCCGAUUGAAGUGGGAAAUGGUGCAGCGGCUAACAUACAGAAAGCGGCAUAGCUAUGCCACGAAAUCCAACCAACAUCGGGUCGUCAAAACACCCGGUGGGAAGCUAGUAUACCAGAGUACUAAGAAGAGGGCAAGCGGUCCUAAGUGCCCUGUUACUGGCAAGAGAAUCCAAGGGAUUCCUCACUUGAGACCUGCCGAGUACAAGAGGUCUAGGUUAUCCAGAAAUCGGAGGACUGUCAACCGUCCAUAUGGUGGAGUGUUGUCUGGUGGUGCUGUGAGGGAAAGGAUCAUUAGAGCUUUCUUGGUGGAAGAACAAAAGAUUGUGAAGAAGGUUUUGAAGAUACAGAAGGCAAAGGAAAAGCUUGCUGCUAAGAGCUAAAGUGCGAGUCUGGUGUUGAGAUAGUGACGGAAACAAUUAGCCAAGGAUCAUGGAAUUGUAUUCUGAGGUCUUAAAGCCUACUAUCUGUAUUUUGUUGGGACUCUGGGAAUGUGACUCUUUAUUUUCCUCAGUUUGUUGAGAAAUCUAUGAUGCUAGGUUUUUGGGUUUUUCAGCCUGUUGAUGGCAAUUAUACUUUGGAUUGCUUUUUAUGUGAUUUAAAGUUUUGGUCUCAUUGAUUAAGUCGUGGUAUUCCCUGCA